UGGGGAGCACGAACGAUGUGCAACGGCUUCACGUCGUUUCAUGACGGAGCACAAGCAACUAGUCCCGGGAGGUGUCCCGAAUAGCAUGUUCACUGCAGGAAAUCCGAGGACAAACUUUUCGAACGGGUAUGAGGAAGCCUUGAUCCAAGAUCCGAAGGACAUAUCUUUCGCGAAUCAUGGGAGUGCUCGUGCUUGCCUACUUCUCAUUGAUUCUCUGUUCCGCACUUCACUCCUAAAGGAAGGUGGCGUAUUCACUGCAAAGUUGUCAUUUCCUAGCGAUUACCCCUCAGCCCAUUCAACAUGAGAUUUGACCCACCCCCCGAUGAUAUACGAGUUGCCUUCCGAACGUUGGUCU
Molecule: messenger RNA, 355 nt
Organism: Cantharellus anzutake
Lineage: Eukaryota; Fungi; Basidiomycota; Agaricomycetes; Cantharellales; Hydnaceae
Exons: 5
Coding region: 41-304 (87 amino acids)
Source: RefSeq, a predicted model, not a curated record